Molecule: messenger RNA, 378 nt
Organism: Didymosphaeria variabile
Lineage: Eukaryota; Fungi; Ascomycota; Dothideomycetes; Pleosporales; Didymosphaeriaceae
Exons: 1
Coding region: 1-378 (125 amino acids)
Source: RefSeq, a predicted model, not a curated record
AUGUCUUCCGGCGGCCGCCUCCACAUCCCCUUCCCGCGCACCUUCCUCUCUCUCAACACUCCCAUCAAGCAGUCCACCGUCGGUGGUCCCUCAGAGCCUACCGCGGCCCCCGAGCCCCAGCAGUCUGGUCACCCAUUUCUUUCCAACCUCACCAACCGACCUGCCGGUCACCGCCACGCCUCAGUCUCGUCCGUCAGCAGCGUGGAUAGCAUUACCAGUCCGGCACCUGCUCCCGCCAGCGAGCCUUCCGCUUCACCAGUCCUUAAGCCGACGCUUCCAGCUUUUCUGUCGCUUAACGCAAAGUAUGCGGCUCCCCCGAAGACUGUUGCGGCCCUGAACGACGUCGAGCCCCACGGCUUCCUUUCCAACAAGCACUAG